Medicago truncatula (barrel medic) is the source of this 1551-nucleotide messenger RNA. RefSeq names its product protein phosphatase 2C 57. Gene Ontology annotation, biological process: protein dephosphorylation. The transcript is spliced from 11 exons. Gene Ontology annotation, molecular function: cation binding; protein serine/threonine phosphatase activity. Lineage: Eukaryota; Viridiplantae; Streptophyta; Magnoliopsida; Fabales; Fabaceae. The record is from RefSeq and is a predicted model, not a curated record. Bases 185 to 1369 code for a protein of 394 amino acids.
UAAGGUUAAUAAAGGCAGGAGAGAAUCUCAUCUUACCACAGAGAAUCCAAUCCGUUGAAAUCAGUUAGAGGCUUGUAUUAACUCACUUAUCUAACUCAGUUUCUUCAGUAUCUGAAUUCUGAACUGAGAGAAGUGAGAACCCUUCAUCUUUAGCUUCAACUUCAAAACUUGAAAGCUUUAGGUGAUGGCGUUGUCAACACCACACACACAAAGAUUCCUCUUAACCAAGCUCCAUAAACACUCCACCUCUUCCAAUUACAUAAACACAAACAGAAAUAUCUUCAUUAACAACAGAAGAAAGCGUUUCUGUUCUUCCAUAGCCAUUGAUGCACCUUCAUCAUUGACAGACUCUCCUCCUAUUAGAUGGGGAUCAGUAUCUUUGCAGGGUCCACGUGAAGAAAUGGAAGAUGAUAUUGUUCUUAGGCCAAAUACUCUCCAAGGUUUCUCUUUCGCUGCUGUGUUUGAUGGCCAUGGAGGUUUUGCUUCUGUCCAGUUCCUCAGUGCCAACUACAGGGAUGAGCUAUACAAGGAGUGUCUUGAAGCUCUACAAGGUGGGUUACUAUUGCUUGAGAAAGAUUUCAAAGCUGUUGAAGAAGCAUUAAAGAAGGCAUUUGUUAAAGCUGACAUGAGGUUGUUAAAAUGGCUUGAAAUGAAAGGGGAGGAGGAGGAUGAAUCAGGUGCUACAGCAACUGCCAUAUUCCUAGGAAAUAAUAAGCUGCUAAUUUCGCAUAUUGGUGACUCAUCUGUGGUUUUAUGCAGAUCUGGAAAACCAGAAUUGCUAACUAGUCCUCACCGUCCAUACGGGAGCAACAAGGCCUCUCUUCAAGAAAUCAAAAGAAUCAGAGAAGCAGGUGGAUGGAUUACCAACGGUAGGAUUUGCGGAGAUAUUGCUGUAUCUCGUGCAUUCGGGGACAUGCGAUUCAAAACAAAGAAGAUCGAGAUGCUACAAAAAGGAGCUCAAGAAGGAAGAUGGACAGAAAAGUUCAUUUCUCGUGUACAGUUCAAAGAUGACUUGGUUGUUGCACGCCCUGAUAUUUAUCAAGUAACUCUUGGCUCAGAUGCAGAAUUUAUAGUGUUAGCAUCCGAUGGCUUAUGGGAUUACAUGAGCAGCUCAGAUGCAGUUUCUUUUGUGAGGGAUCAACUACGAAAACAUGGAAACACACAGCUAGCUUGUGAAUCCCUUGCACAAGUCGUUCUGGACCAACGUACGCAGGAUAACGUCAGCAUUAUAAUUGCCGAUCUAGGGAAGACAGACUGGAAGAGUGUACCACUGCAGCAACAAAAUGUCACAUUUGAGCUAGUCCAAGCCCUAGCCACCGUUGGAAUUGUGUCUAUUGGAAUCUGGUUUUCAUCACAGCUUUCUUUAUAGAUCAAUAACAUACUAGUCAUGUAAAUAACCAGAUGCAUACUUCUUUACUUUCUGCCUGUAUAAUAUUUAGUGUACAUGUCACACAUCUUAGUAGAAUCUACUUGGUUUAGAAAAUAUCCUGAUAUUUUCUUUUAAAUGUUUUGACAAUUUAUUUACAAUAUAUAAAUAAGCUGAUUCAAAUA